This is a messenger RNA of Pecten maximus, 3418 nucleotides long. Its product is annotated as solute carrier family 2, facilitated glucose transporter member 8-like. Gene Ontology annotation, molecular function: transmembrane transporter activity. The transcript has a single exon. Lineage: Eukaryota; Metazoa; Mollusca; Bivalvia; Pectinida; Pectinidae. The record is from RefSeq and is a predicted model, not a curated record. Gene Ontology annotation, biological process: transmembrane transport. Gene Ontology annotation, cellular component: membrane. The coding region runs from base 1 to 1374 and encodes 457 amino acids.
AUGGAGUCCCUGGAAAGUGGUUCGCCACGAUUGACAAACUCGAAAUUUGAAAGUUCUCCGACACGCCUGUAUUUGGCAGUUGCAUGUGCUUGUUUAUGUACACUUUCCUUUGGCUUUACUAUUGGGUACAGUUCUCCAGCCAUCCCAGACCUUGAGAAGGCAGGUUUACUAGAUGGGAAAUCGCAAGCCUGGUUCGGUUCUCUGUUGACAGUUGGUGCAAUAUUUGGAGGUCCAUUUGCGGGGUAUUGCAUUGAGAGAUUUGGACGGAAGUUCACAAUAACCCUUUCCUCGAUUAUUUUCGCAACUGGUGGCAUGAUUAUUGCAAAUGCUAAUUAUGUAUCAUCCUUGUAUAUCGGCCGUUUCCUAGUAGGGUGGGCCAGUGGACAGACAACUGUGUGUGUCCCUGUUUAUAUUGCAGAGAUCGCCACCAAGUCACUUCGAGGCUUCUUAGGUUCGUGCGUUCAGCUUUCCGUCACCAUAGGAAUACUGAUGGCGUACAUGGGUGGCAUGACACUUGGAUGGAGCAGAUUAGCAGUCGUUGGAUCUGUACCUGCACUUGCGACAAUAAUUGCCAUGUAUUUCCUGCCCGAAACACCGAGAUGGCUUCUGAUGAAAAAUCGUCGACAGGCUGCAUUGAGUGCAUUGAGUAACAUCAGGGGACCACAUGCUGCUGUCGAAGAGGAGUGUCGUGAUAUUGAAGAAGGACUAGACAAUCAAGAAUCAUUUUCUUUCGCAGAAUUUCAGAAGCCAGAACUAUUGCGUCCACUCUGCAUUUCCCUUGCCAUAAUGGCAUUCCAACAAUUCAGUGGUAUCAACGCUGUAAUGUUUUAUACUGUGUCAAUAUUCAACAGCGCUGGCUUCAAGAAGAGUGCAGAAGCCACUGUAAUAAUUGGUGCUGUUCAAGUCGUUGCCACAGCAGUGGCCUGCGUCCUGAUGGACAGAGCUGGACGUCGUAAACUUCUCAUUAUUGCUGGGUCAGUCAUGGUUUUUGCCUGUGGCUUAUUUGGCCUAUACUUCAUGAUAAAUUCUCAAAACGUGAGUUGGCUUGCAAUAACAAGUCUAGUGAUAUACAUUAUUGGAUUUUCACUGGGUUGGGGACCCAUACCAAUGUUAGUGAUGUCUGAAAUAUUCCCGGCCAGAGCUCGUGGUACCGCAAGUGGGCUUGCAGCCUUCACCAGUUGGUUCACUGCCUUCAUUAUCACAAAGGAAUUCGCUUUCCUAAACGACGUUUUCGGACAAGCAGGAACGUUCUGGUUGUUUGGUGCCUGUUGCUUGUUUGCUGUGAUGUUUGUGAAUAAACAUCUGCCAGAAACUAAAGGAAAGUCCUUAGAAGACAUUGAGCUGUACUUCCUUGGGCGAAGUAUGAUGCAUUAACUUUGCUAAGACUCACAAGAUUUCAUUAAGUAAUGUUUAAAGAUAAAUAAUACUUAUAGAAGCCACACUAGUCAAAAUUUAAAUGAAAUGAUAAAGAAAUCCAGACAAUUUUUGACUAAUUUCAACUUUAGUUACUCUUUCAACAUGAUUUGGGGAAAAAAAAACAUGUAUCAAAACAUUUCUACAAAUAUUUGACCAAUUAACAAUUAUUGCAUAGUUCUCAGUCUGGUUUCCGAUCUCGACACUCCUGUCAGAAUUAGGCUCUUUAUAAUUAUAAAUAUGAUAAUUAUUAUAUAGAUACCUGGAUUAAAGGGGUAGACAACAGAGAAAUCUUCAUAGAUUUGAAAAAGAACAUUUGACCACAAAGUACUUCUUCCCAAACUAAAACUCUUAAUAUCUAUGUCAAGUCUGCAAUAGUAUACAUCUUAUUUGAGAUAGAUUCCAGUCUAUUAGAUAACAUGAUAUCCCCUCCAGAAAUUAUAAAAACUGGCUUGGGUACCACAUGUACAUGGAUAUAUUUUGUAUGUCCUGAUAUCUGCUGCAUGUAUAGGAAUAUACAUCACAGUUGAUGUGUACAAUUUAUUGUAUUAUAUAUAUAUUGAUUACCAUUUUAUUUCUCUUAAGAUCGAUCACAAAUCCACAAUGUGCAUUUUACAUUUUUUUAGCGUACCAUCAUCAGUUGGUGGGCUUUUAUAUUUAAUCGUUCUUUAUGCGUCUAUGGUUCGUCAUCUAUCUGUCUGUAAAUAAAACUUGCUAUCGCUCUUUCUUAAGAGAUAUGGAGUGAUUUUUCUCAAACUUCAAAUGUAGGUUCCUCUUGGUCCCUAGUUGUGCCAAUUUUAUUUGAAGUUUGAUCCAGAAAACAAAAUGGCUGCUAACCAGCCAUCUUUGAUCUAGACAAUUGAAAGUUUGUUAUCUUUAUUUCUUGAGAAGUAUACUGGAAUAAUUUUUUGCAAACUUCACAGGUAGAUUUCCCAUGGUCCAUUUGGUUCCAAAGGUCAAGGACAAAGUUGAUCUCUGACUAUGACCCACCCUGGUUCUUAGUAGGGGAGGUAUUUAGGAUUUGAAAAUUAAACAAAUCAAAUCAUGCAAAAGGGUUUUAUCCCAGUAUUUUCAUUUCCAUUAGACCAGCAAAUAUGGAGGUGAAUGUGUAUAAUAAUAAUCAUAUAUAUAUAUAUAUAUACAGUAUAUGUAUCAUUGGCCAUGUGUAGUAAUAACCAGUAGAAAAAAGCUAAUAGUCAAAUUUUCGAGGCAAUCUGUCCCUUUUUCAAGACAAGUAAAUUACAAAUGUUCGCAUAUAGACAUAGAACAUGGAACAGUUACACAAGUUCAGUAGAUAAACAACAAAUAUCAUAUAUAUAUAUAUUGUCUUAUUCUGUCAUGAGAUCAGUGUUCACAAAAAGUUCAAUAUCUCUUAGAUUUCAUAUGAUGGUUUCCCUUGGACCUUAGUUUUACCCAUUUGAUUUUGAGUCCGAUCUUAUAAGCAAAAUGGCUGACUGUUGAAAUUUAUAUUGCUUCAUUAUUUCUAAUUCCCAGAAAAUUGUCCUCUGAUAUAUCUCUUAGAUUUUAUGUGUAUGUUCUCCUUGUUAUAAAAUCAUUAAAAUAGAGAAAAGAUCAUAAAUAGAACAAGUGAAGAUAAAUCAAUGGUGAGCGCCAAGAUCCCUCUUGUAUCUCUGGUUAAUUUCAACAUCUUUGUUAUUGUUUAUGAGUUCAAAAAAAAUUCCAAAAUACCUGGGUAGUCUUUGUUACUUCAAUAAAUAUGGAGUUGAACUGUUGAUAUGUUGAGACUGGAAUUUUGAGGAUAAAAACAAAAGUUUAAACCAAGUUUUGAAAUGUGAUUGUCGGAAAUCUUUUAUCAUUAAUGAGUGACAUUGAAUCUCACUUGAAAAGUUGAAAUAUGCAAGAAGUCAAGACUGGACACCAAAAGCUUGCAAUAAAUUAAGGAGUCAAUUUGUUUAAAUUUAACACUUUAUCACUAGCCCUCCACCUCUGGGUUGCGAGUUCGAAACCUAUGUGGGGCAAUUGCCAGGUACUGACCGUAGGCCGG